Molecule: messenger RNA, 682 nt
Organism: Pistacia vera
Lineage: Eukaryota; Viridiplantae; Streptophyta; Magnoliopsida; Sapindales; Anacardiaceae
Product: iron-sulfur assembly protein IscA, chloroplastic
Exons: 3
Coding region: 1-525 (174 amino acids)
Biological process (GO): iron-sulfur cluster assembly
Cellular component (GO): chloroplast stroma
Molecular function (GO): iron-sulfur cluster binding; protein-macromolecule adaptor activity
Source: RefSeq, a predicted model, not a curated record
AUGGCGUUCUCUACAGUGACUUCGCGUAGCCCCGCUCUUCUUCGCCUUCCCAACCACUCGCCGUCAGUCUCCGGACCUCAAGGCCCAGCUUCUCUCCGGUUCUCAAGACCGAAUCUUGGCCGUCGAUUAUCAAUUUCAGUUCGAUCGUCAUCGACUCCAGUUGCGGUGCCUCCCGCGGAGGGGUUAAGUCCUGCGAUUUCAGUGACGGAGAAUGCGCUGAAGCAUUUGAAUAAAAUGAGGUUUGAGCGUAGUGAGGAUUUGUGCUUAAGAAUUGGAGUUAAACAGGGAGGAUGCUCGGGCAUGUCAUACACGAUGGAGUUUGAGAGCAAGGCGAAUGCGAGACCAGAUGAUUCAGUUAUGGAAUAUGAUGGUUUUGUGAUUGUUUGUGAUCCGAAAAGCCUCCUCUUUCUGUUUGGAAUGCAAUUGGAUUACAGUGAUGCUCUCAUCGGUGGAGGCUUCUCUUUCAAGAACCCAAACGCCACGCAAACUUGCGGUUGUGGUAAAUCCUUUGCAGCAGAGAUGUGAAAUUAUAUAUACAAAAACAAUUUAAAUAUUGAACAGAUCACGAGUAGAUUGUGUAAAAAAGAAACUCUUAAAAUUAUGUAGUAUAAUUACAUGAUUUUAAUAUUUCUGCUGCAUUUCAAAUUUCCAUUGGGUUCUGCUAACUUCCGAACUCACUUUA